AUGUGGCAGCCCAGGGGAGUCAGAGGUGGCGUGCUGCCCGGGAAUAGGUCCUCUUCUCCGGUUCUUCUGAGGACUCCACCUGUCUGCCCAACUGCCUCAGGAGACCAGAUCUCCCGGCCCAAGAAGAGAGCAGAGACGCUGCUCUUCAGCCGCACUUGCGUCAUCGCCAACUGUGAUGACCAGCUGUGUCUGAUGUUCCAACAGGGUGCUGUAUCGUGCUCAGAUGAUGAGCUGCUGCCCUCAGACGAUGAGUGUCCAAGCAGCCGAGAUCAGUCCCACCUCAGUUUUGAGAUCAAAAGCGAUGACGGCUUCAGUGUGGAGGCAGACAGCGUAGAGGAGGCCUGGAGAGCAGUGAUAGACUGUGUCCAGGAGGCGCGGGCGGGGGCCAGGUUUAGGCAGCUGUCCUUCUCUGGGAUGACAGGUGCCCAUAUGCUGGGCCUGCUCCACGAUACAGUGGUCUUCCUGGUGGAGCAACUCCAGGGGACCCGCUGCUGCCAUAGCCACGCCUUCCGCUUCUUUAAACAGUUCAGCCAAGAGGAGGACCUGCCUGUCAACCCCUCUGGAUGCGCCCGCUCUGAGGUCUACCUCAGGAAGACCACCUUUGACAUGUUCAACUUCCUGGCUUCCCAGCACCGCCAGCUGCCUGACAUCAACCCCUAUGAUGAGGAAGAAGAUGAAGUCCCACUCAAAUCCACAAGGUCUGCUAUCCACGGCAGAGGUCUGUUCUGCAAGAGGAACAUCGACGCUCAGGAGAUGGUCAUCGAGUAUGCCGGCAUCGUCAUUCGCUCAGUGCUCACAGACAAGCGAGAGAAGUACUACGAUGGCAAGGGUAUCGGCUGCUACAUGUUCCGUAUCGAUGACUUUGACGUGGUGGACGCCACCAUGCACGCCAAUGCGGCGCGCUUCAUCAACCACUCAUUGAUGAAUAUCCGGCAGAGCUGGCCUGUGUGUUCGAUGAAGCAUACAAAGCACUAGUUGUAAACCUGAAGUUACCAUGACGAUCUCUCCCAGAACUGGUUCAGAAAGCUGUAUGUUCUAUAUUGUAGGGUUAUUUUAAAGUAUAACAAAGUGUAAAAGACAUAAGACAAUGUGUGAACUUGUCUUUGUUACCUUGUACAAAUAAACCCUGAGUUUGCAAAUAAUUGUAUACAUAUUUCUAAACCUUUUACAUUUUUUAAUGCACUUUUUA
Oncorhynchus masou masou (cherry salmon) is the source of this 1189-nucleotide messenger RNA. RefSeq names its product histone-lysine N-methyltransferase 2B-like. NCBI's taxonomy places the organism in Eukaryota, Metazoa, Chordata, Actinopteri, Salmoniformes, Salmonidae. The record is from RefSeq and is a predicted model, not a curated record. Gene Ontology annotation, cellular component: nucleus; histone methyltransferase complex. Bases 1 to 975 code for a protein of 324 amino acids. The transcript is spliced from 7 exons. Gene Ontology annotation, biological process: positive regulation of DNA-templated transcription. Gene Ontology annotation, molecular function: protein binding; histone H3K4 methyltransferase activity.